This is a messenger RNA of Branchiostoma belcheri (Belcher's lancelet), 2183 nucleotides long. RefSeq names its product integrase/recombinase xerD homolog. The transcript has 2 exons. Bases 66 to 1097 code for a protein of 343 amino acids. NCBI's taxonomy places the organism in Eukaryota, Metazoa, Chordata, Leptocardii, Amphioxiformes, Branchiostomatidae. Gene Ontology annotation, molecular function: DNA binding. Gene Ontology annotation, biological process: DNA recombination; DNA integration. The record is from RefSeq and is a predicted model, not a curated record.
GUUUCUGCCGAAGUUUAACGGGAUUCGAUUGAUUCCUAGACCCACGUCAUCAUCACUGGCGACAGAUGCGUGCCUCUCCGGUUGCGGCGGUGUCUCCGGAUGCAGACUUUCAGUGGAAACUUUUGGAGGAGGACACUAGGACAACUCAGGCAUCAGUUUUCGCGGUCGGCACAUCUCGUAAUCAUCAGACUCAUAUUUCCACUUACCUUAAUUUCUGCAACUACUUUGGCAUAGUUCCUAUGCCUGCCAAUCCACACAACCUGGCGUGCUACGCCCAGUUCCUGUCACGUUCUCUGCGGUCCUCGGACUCUAUAGCACAUUACCUAUCGAGCGUGAAGCUCUUCCAUCACCUGAACGGGUUCACCACAUUUAGUUUGGAUCACUUCGAAAUUGCGCACACGAUGAAAGGACUUAAGAAACGAUUGCAGCAUCGUCCUCGUCAGCAUGGUAGGGUGGACAUUCCAUUACUAGUCGAUCUCGCGGGCUGUUUCAAUCCCCAGGUGCCACGGGACGCAGCCAUUUGGGCAGCCAUCGUGUUCAGUUUCUUCACAUUCUUUCGUCGUUCAAAUGUAGUGUUGGAUUCUAAGACGCAGUUUGACCCGAAGAAGCACUUGAAGAGGCGGGAUAUUCUCGUAUCACCGGCUGGGUUGCUCAUCUACGUCACGUGGACUAAGACUCUACAGAGUCGCGAACGGGUUCUCUCAGUUCCACUAUUGCCGAUACCGGGUUCGCCGAUUUGCCCGGUUGCCGCCUACACGCACAUGUGUGACUUAAUCCCAACAGAGCCAGAUCAGCCCGCGUUCGUGGUACCUACGAGGGGUCGUAAGCUGAGACCAUUAACCACAUCGAUGUUGGAGAAGGCGUUCGCGCGAGCAGCAGCUUCCAUUGGAAUACCCGCAGGUUCCCUGACUCUACACGAUCUACGCAGAGGAGGGUACACGCUGGCCUUCCAGGCUGGCGUGCCGCGUGAACUACGACAGCUGCAUGGAGACUGGCGGUCGGACGCGGACCAUGUGUACCUGUCGACCACGGUGGCUGAUCGUCUGAGGGUACCGGCGGCUCUGAGAGACUACGUCCUGAGACACAGCAUCGCGUGAACACUAUUGACACAGACUGAGAGCACGGACUUUGUUUUGUGAAUGGACUUAGUUGGACAGUAAGCUUAGAAGUUUUGUAUAAGAAACCAACAAGUUGUAAAGAUGUCAAUAGUUUAAUAGCAGUCCACAUGCCAUAGUGGGACUCAGUUCAUCUGUCAGGACAUCACACAAUUUAUUCUAAUCCGCUACUGUUGUAGGUAUAUAGGACAUUUGUUCAGCCAGUUGUGUUUACCUUAGUUAGGGUACAUCAAGUUAUGAGUGUUUUACUCAGGUUAUCAGGUUUCCUUUCCGGACAAGCCCGGCAGCACAUCUCAGGAGAGAUAAACUACGAUAAUGAGACGAGAUAGAAGUUUAGCUAUUAUACUUAAUGUUUCACUGGAUUUGUUGGCUAGGUCUCAAGCUCAGCCUUAUCAGGUUUUCUUGUUGAAGUUAGUUAGGGCCCUCUUACACGUGUACUUCCGAGUGUAUUAACUAGUCAGUUAUACAACUUCAACUUCGGCACGUUAUUCUUGUUCAGACAGACAUCUCACGAAAGAUCCGUUAUGACAAUGUGGAGUAAUGAACCGUUCAAUGUUUCUGAUAUAUAAUUCCGCACAGUUGUGUACUUUGUUCUGCAGACAGUUUGCUAUUUUCAAGGCCCAGGGGCCUGGAGGGCGGACACUCUCUCCUUUCACAUAACAGCACACUUUCCUUGGCCGUGUCUGCGACACCUUGGCAUUCUCAGAGUUUCUUUGAAGUGAUUAAAACUCUGAACUUCGGCCAAACGAAAGUCUCUGUCUCUUCCCUGGUGUAAUCGGUUGCGGAUUGCGCCACCCGGCGGAAUUCGUCGGGAUUGCACCUCCGGGAGGGAGUGUCCGCCCAACAGGUCCCAGCAUGCUUCAUUCUUACGUUCGGGUUACUUGCUUGGCAGCACGCAAAAUAAGAGAGCCAAGAAUUCUGCAUUCCCACCCACCACUCCCUGGCUGCCAGGCAUGUAGCCUUUUGCGUGGGAAGGGGGCAUACCGUAGGGCAUUCUCAGAGUUUCUUUGAAGUGAUUAAAACUCUGAACUUCGGCCAAACGAAAGUCUCUGUCUCUUCCCUGGUGUA